Molecule: messenger RNA, 1965 nt
Organism: Octodon degus (degu)
Lineage: Eukaryota; Metazoa; Chordata; Mammalia; Rodentia; Octodontidae
Product: histone-lysine N-methyltransferase PRDM9-like
Exons: 10
Biological process (GO): regulation of DNA-templated transcription; positive regulation of reciprocal meiotic recombination
Cellular component (GO): nucleus
Molecular function (GO): histone H3K4 methyltransferase activity; recombination hotspot binding; histone H3K36 methyltransferase activity
Source: RefSeq, a predicted model, not a curated record
AUGACGGGUACAGGGGUGUUCUCACUGUUGCUGGAGAGAGCACGUGCAGCUUUCCCCACGCAGACUGACAAUGAAGAUGCCCCAGAGAGACAUCGGGAUCACUUGGGUCGCCGCCUCUUGGCCAGUUUGGUGCAGCUCUGCAGGGGCCUGCUCUACUCUGUCCUGCCCUGCCCUGCCAAGUGUCCAGGCCCCGUGAGUGCCCACAGUUCCUCGGAGGACAGCUCGAAGGAGGACUCAUCAGGAGACAGGCAGAGGCCCAAGGUCACAGAUGCUUCCAAGGACAUUUCCAGAUAUGUCUCCAAGGAACAGUGGGCCAACAUGGGAGAGUUUCAGAAAACACCCAACUACAGCGUGAAAAAUAACUGCAGCGAGAUGCUCUCUGUAGGUCUGAGAGCCCAGCGGCCAGCUUUGCUGCAGUGUGGAAGGCGAACCAGCCAAGCCCCACUGGAUGACUCUGAGGAUUCUGACGCAGAAUGGAUGCCUCGGUGGCCAGAAGCCAAGAGAAAGGUGGUGGAGCAGAAGUUGUACACUCUGCGAGAAAGAAAUUAUCGUGCAUAUGAGGAGGUCAGCGAGUCCCAGGAUGACGACUUCCUGUAUUGUGAGAAGUGCAAGACCAACUUCAUCGACAGCUGUCCCACUCAUGGGCCCCCUACAUUCAUGAAGGACAGCGUGGUGGACGUGGGGCUUGAGGACCGCGCACUGCACACGCUGCCCCCCGGGCUGAGGAUAGGACCUUCAAGCAUCCCAGGGGCUGGGCUCGGAGUCUGGAAUGGGAACUCCACCCUGCCUGUGGAUCUGCACUUUGGCCCCUACGAGGGUCAGAUCACAGAGGAGGAAGAGGCGGGCCACAGCGGUUAUGCCUGGAUGAUUACUGAAGGGAGACAGAGCUACAAGUAUGUGGACGGCAAGGACACAUCCCAUGCCAACUGGAUGAGGUAUGUGAACUGUGCCUGCAUUGAGGAGGAGCAGAACCUUGUGGCCUUUCAGUACCACGGGCAGAUCUUCUACCGCACCUGCAAGGCCAUCAAGCCUGGCACUGACCUAUUGGUCUGGUAUGGGAACAAGUAUGGCCAGGAGCUGGGCCUCACAUGCAGCAGCAAGUGGAAGCAACAGUAUGCGGAUGGGAGAGAACCAAAGGCAGAGAUCCACCUGUGUCCCUUGCGCUCUCUGGCCUUCUCCAUUCGGAAAUUCCUCAGUUGCUAUAUAAACCACGGUCACUUUUCUCAGAUCCACUGGGUAACAGCUACAAGCAACAUGCUCCAAGCAGAAGAUGCCUGUCCGGGGGAUCUGCUCUGGGAGCAGCAGCAGUCCCGUCCUCAUGCCCAGAAUGAUGGAGGUGAAGGGGGAGAGGCCCAAGGGAGACCGAGCCCUGAGCCCCAAAGGACAAGGGAGAGGGAGAUUUUAAGGGCCAUCUCCAACACUCCCCAGGGACAGAUGGCGAGGUCUGGGGAGAGUGAGGGGAUGACAGCGCAGGGGCUCAGUACAAGCCAGAUGCUGCCUGUUGAGGGGGGAAGCUCGCAUAUUGCAACCAUGAGGAGUGGAGAGUGUGAGCAAGGCCCCAGUGACACAUGGGAGCUCAGUGGGAACCAGCCUUCACAAGCAGGGGACAAUCGCUUUGCUUGUAGGGACUGUGGGCGGGGCUUUCGCUAUCCAUCACUCCUCACCAGGCACCGGAGAACUCACACAGGUGAGAAACCCUAUGUUUGCAGGGACUGUGGACAGGCCUUUAGCUUUAGAUCAAACCUCACUGGACACCAGAGAACACACACAGGAGAGAGGCCCUAUGUUUGUAGGGACUGCGGGCGAGGCUUUAGUUGUCAUUCAAACCUCACUAAGCACUGGAGAACACACACAGGUGAGAAGCCCUAUGCUUGCAGGCACGGUGGGCAGUGCUUUAGCCAGUGAUCAAGCCUCAUCAGACACCAGAGAACACACAGAAGAAAAGCUCAAUGCUCACAGAAAUAG